Desarmillaria tabescens is the source of this 2085-nucleotide messenger RNA. RefSeq lists its product as uncharacterized. Gene Ontology annotation, biological process: regulation of DNA-templated transcription; DNA-templated transcription. The annotation marks the transcript as partial. The record is from RefSeq and is a predicted model, not a curated record. NCBI's taxonomy places the organism in Eukaryota, Fungi, Basidiomycota, Agaricomycetes, Agaricales, Physalacriaceae. Gene Ontology annotation, molecular function: DNA binding; zinc ion binding; DNA-binding transcription factor activity, RNA polymerase II-specific. The transcript is spliced from 13 exons.
AUGCCACCAGAGACAACCAAGCGACGACAAAAGGUCUUCAGUGAGGAAGAGCUCAAGGACAUCGAGCAAAAACGUAUUCGGGGAGAGCUUUCUUGUGCGGAAUGUCGCCGACUCAAACUUCGUUGCGACAAGAAAGUUCCCUGUAGCUCGUGUUGUAGGCGAGGAUGCGAGAGUAUAUGCCCCUGUGGUAUCUUGUCUGCGGGUCAAGGCACUAGAUUCAUUCUCGCUGAUACGGACCAUCUUCAUCGCAAAAUUACUGAAAUGAGUCAACGUAUACGGUCGCUCGAGGACGCUUUAGCAAUUCUACAGGCUACUGUCUCUGAAAAGCGACACCCUCUUCUUGAAGAUGAACUUCUCAAAAUAAAAUUUGGAGCAGAGGCUUCAAAAGCAGAACGACGUCCUGCUGAGACACAAGCCAUUGAUGCUCUUGGAACGUUGACGCUGACAGACGAGGGCGACAUGCGGUAUUUCGGAAGGUCAGCCGGUUCAGAAGCCGGCGAGGAGUGGGAUGAUAUUUCCGAAGAUUCAUCCGACGACAAUACCGAACUUUCAACAAGUCCGCAGUUAGAGAAGGCCACCACAGGAUUUCCAUUUUCACAAACGCAUACACCGAAUGCCAAUAUCAUCUCCAGGUUGCCCACGAAAGACCGCGCCCACGUCCUCUGUCAAUUGUACAUUGAUCACGCGUCCCUCUUCUUCCGGCCUAUCAAAAGCGCUGAAUUAUUUGACUUAUUCCUCCCUGACGUAUAUAAUGAUCCUCAUUCGGCACUCCCCCAUACACUCGCAGCCCUGUUCCUUGUGUUUGCACUAGGGGCGCUCUUUGAUCUCCGUCUUGGGCCUUACAACAAGGAGGCAGAAUUGUAUUAUCACCUGGGCCUUGCGGCGCUAUCACUGAAACACAUUCUACUGGAGACACCUCAAAUAAACACCAUUCGCGCGGUCGGACUUAUGGCGACGUAUCACAGUAUGGCUAGCAAAAAAUAUUCCCGGGAUAGCGCAUGGUGCAGUAUGGGUCUUGCUGCCAAGUUAGCACUAAGCCCGCCUAUAGAUCGAGAUAGUGCAAGAUGGCACAUGGACCCUAGCACCGUCCAGAUGCGCAGAAAUCUAUGGUGGGAAAUCGUCUCGUGCGACGUAUCUAAUGCAAAGCAGAGUCUUGCUCUUGGUCGACCUCCAUCGGUUCACCUAUCGUUUGUCGACUGUGAGUUCCCAACCGACGAAGAGGCGACACUGAGCCCGUCCGGAGACAUUGAAUUCGGCUUUUGGCGCAUGAAGCACAUGUUUGCCCGAGACAUUUUUAGUGCCGUCGUUGACGCAACCUUAACUGCCCAAGCACCUAGCUAUGCCACUAUACUGGACCUCGACAAGAAGGUCCGUCAGAUGACCUUCCCCGCGUCAUUCAAGCCGUACGUUACACUCGAAGAUGGGAAGGAGGAAUUCUAUUCUAGUGCGAAAAGUUUAAGAGACUUCUAUGCAAGCCAGCAUAGGACCGUCACGAUGCUCUAUCUGCAUCGAAGUUACUUUGCCCAAUCUAUCCUCGACUUCCCUUCUAACCCUCUUCUCAGUCCCUUUGCUCCCUCUUUCCUGACAGCGUAUCGGAGUGCGUCUGUUAUGAUAAAGGCUGCUGCGCAUCAAUUUGAUCGUUCAGCUGAUACGGCCACGAGGGUGUGGUUCCUCCUCUAUCACAUUUUUUCUUCAGCAGUGGUCGUUGGCAGUGUAGUUACUCGUUCACCCAAAACCACGAUCGCGCGAAGUGCUUUGGAGGACUUAGAGUUGGCCAUCAGGUUGUUUGAAACAAGCGCCGCUAAAUCUCAGAGAGCACGGGUCGCCUUGGGCAUCUUGCGCAAGUUGAAAGACAAAGCUGUAGUAUCCUACACUCAGUCCCGGUCAAAAUCACUAUCACCCGAGAGCGAUGGUUCCAUUGAUCAACCUGACACGUCAUCCACGCAGCCGCCGCAUUCCGAAUCUGAGGAUGAACUGGCUAUAUUCGGCGGACAGACUAAAGUAUUGACGAAGCGGCAUCGAUCAAAGAACUCUUUGCAGAUCGCUGGUUCCCCUGCAUCUACUACUGAAUCCACGCCUUCUCCU